Messenger RNA from Paraglomus occultum, 545 nucleotides. The record is from the annotation of a GenBank genome assembly. NCBI's taxonomy places the organism in Eukaryota, Fungi, Glomeromycota, Glomeromycetes, Paraglomerales, Paraglomeraceae.
AAAUAAUAACACCAGAGGAGAAAGACGAAGUUCACGGAGUCGAGGACGAGGGCGUGGACGAAGAGGCGGUCGGUGGGAGAACGGAGGAAGAAGAGACGACCCUGGGAGAGGAGACUGGAACGAUCAGCAAGAAAGCGGGACAGGUGAAACUUGGGAAGGGGGCUGGGAUAAUAAUACGAAAAUUGAUACGACCUCUGAUUGACACGCCUUGGGGAGAAAGCGAUAGGGACGAGACUCCAGGCGCAGACCUGCCCAGCCCUCUCGAGGCGUUCGCCCCUAAAAACUUUGAUAAUGGUAAAGAACUGAACAUUGUAGAGCAGAACGUUAAUGAUGGGGAGUCGAGGCCCAGUAAAACGUCUGGACAAACAGCUGCGGAAAGGCAGAAAAAAGCCGACAAUGAUUGGAAAAAAGGUGCAACCUGGGAUUCUGAUAAAAGAAUUGAUGUCAACAAUGAUACAACUGGUGAAUGGGGUGAAGCUCCUAGUCAGAACGAGGGUGAAUAUCACGUGUCAUGUAGAAACUCUGAAUAUUGGACAUUGAAAUAA